Messenger RNA from Spirodela intermedia, 945 nucleotides. Lineage: Eukaryota; Viridiplantae; Streptophyta; Magnoliopsida; Alismatales; Araceae. The record is from the annotation of a GenBank genome assembly.
AUGGGCAGGUUGAGACUGAUGAGCCCGAGGACGUUGGCCUUGAGGACGGUGCAGAGGCAAACUGCGGCCUCGAGGUCAGCCAGCCCCUUAAUUAGGCUGCAGCAAGGCUCCUUCGGCGGGGUGCCGAGCUGAAUGUUGAGCAGGCCAUUAAGAACGUUGACGCAGACGCCGAGCUUGAGGGCAUCAAUGGGGCACUUGCCCCCGAAGGGAAUCGGCGUCUUCGGGGUCGGGAACGGCUUGGGCUUGGGCUUGGGCUUGUGCGGCGAGGGGCAGUUCCCGGCACUGACCAGGGAAAAGAAGAGCAGGUUCAGGGCGAGGAAGAGGGCUGCUGAUGACUGCAUCUUGGAGGCCAUGACAACACACUACGGUUCCUUACUGUUGCACCACUACGGAGUGUAUUGCAAAGGCCUCGGAUUUGGUAUCUGAGGAGAGCAGCACUCUACAUUUAUAUAGGAGUAGAAGAAGAGAGAGGGGACCGAGGAGGGGUAGAGCCGGUUAUUUCUAGAGCGAGAAGGAAGAAGCCAGUUGUACGUCCGUGUGGGCUAGGGCAGCCGGGAGGUUCUCCCGCCAUGUGCAUGAGGGGGGCCCAGGGGAGGGGGGGCUUGUAGCUGGCAAGGAGGAAGAGAGGGCCGGAUAGGUCGAUUCCUUUGGAGGAUUGCGCCUUCGGUGGGAGGAAGCGAACAAAUUUGCUUCCCUGGCUUGGUCCAAUCGCAUCCACCAUAGAAAAUAUCACUGCACCACACCGCAUCCCACCUUCCCCCUCCCGCGUCGGUUUCUCAUUCUCCGUAACUACUGCAUGUUGAAAAGGUCAUCCAUAAAUUGAUGGAUAAUGAAUAAAUAAAAUCUGCGUAAAAAAGUGGUCUAAGAGUGUUCAAAUAUUGAACUACAUGAUUCUCACGGAGCACAAGAUUCAUACGGGACGUCUAGAUUUGUUCAGAAAUGUAG